AUGAUGAUGCUCGUCAACUGCUCCGGCUGCCGCACGCCGCUGCAGUUGCCUCACGGCGCGCCCUGCAUCCGCUGCUCCAUCUGCGGCGCCGUCACCAACGUCGCCGCGCCACCCGCGCCUGGCCCCGUCGUCGAUCCCGCCCGGGGCGCGCAGGCCACGGCGCCGGCGUGGGGCCCGCCUCCCCCGGCCGCGCACGGGCGGAAGCGCGCCGUGAUCUGCGGGAUCUCGUACCGCUUCUCCCGCCACGAGCUCAAGGGCUGCAUCAACGACGCCAAGUGCAUGCGCCACCUCCUCACCACCCGCUUCAGGUUCCCCGACGACUCCAUCAUCAUGCUCACCGAAGAACAAACCGACCCUUACAAAAUCCCAACAAAGCAUAACAUAAGGAUGGCCAUGUAUUGGCUUUUACAAGGUUGUCAACCUGGAGACUCAUUGGUGUUCCAUUAUUCUGGCCAUGGGGCACAACAAAGAAGCUACAGUGGAGAUGAAGUUGAUGGGAUGGAUGAAACCCUCUGCCCGUUGGAUUUUGAGACACAGGGAAUGAUUGUGGAUGACGAGAUAAAUGCUGCGCUUGUUAGACCACUUCCCCAUGGAGCUAAACUUCAUGCACUCAUAGAUGCUUGCCACAGUGGGACUGCACUUGAUUUGCCGUUUCUCUGCAGAAUGAGCAGAACUGGGCAAUACGUAUGGGAAGAUCACAGACCGCGAUCUGGUGUCUGGAAAGGAACUAGUGGCGGGGAAGCUAUUUCAUUUAGCGGCUGUGAUGAUAAUCAGACAUCAGCGGAUACUUCAGCCUUGUCAAAGAUCACUUCGACUGGCGCAAUGACAUUUUGCUUCAUCCAAGCUAUUGAACAAGGCCAGGCCACCACAUAUGGGAGUAUCCUGAACUCCAUGCGUUCGACAAUACGGAACACGGGAAGUGGUGCCUCAAUGGCUGGAGGUGGUGCAGUUACAUCACUCAUUUCAAUGCUUCUCACAGGGGGAAGCGCUAGUACUGGUGGAUUGAGACAGGUAACUUCUUGGGGUUGGCAUAUGCAUCUCAGAAUAUCCUUAUUGGAACCACAGCUAACUGCAUGUGACACAUUUGAUGUGUAUGCGAAACCAUUUUCACUAUGA
Messenger RNA from Triticum turgidum subsp. durum (durum wheat), 1116 nucleotides. The record is from the annotation of a GenBank genome assembly. Lineage: Eukaryota; Viridiplantae; Streptophyta; Magnoliopsida; Poales; Poaceae.